This is a messenger RNA of Drosophila subpulchrella, 3195 nucleotides long. RefSeq names its product nuclear export mediator factor NEMF homolog (gene Clbn). The transcript is spliced from 5 exons. The record is from RefSeq and is a predicted model, not a curated record. Gene Ontology annotation, biological process: rescue of stalled cytosolic ribosome; ribosome-associated ubiquitin-dependent protein catabolic process. The coding region runs from base 185 to 3172 and encodes 995 amino acids. Lineage: Eukaryota; Metazoa; Arthropoda; Insecta; Diptera; Drosophilidae. Gene Ontology annotation, molecular function: ribosomal large subunit binding; tRNA binding. Gene Ontology annotation, cellular component: RQC complex.
ACUAUAUACACCGAUAUUUAAUUUCGCCAGGAAUAAAAUUGUUUUUAUUCUGUUUCCAUUUAGGUUUUUUACCUAUCUAUCAUAGAUAGCAAGUUUGUUAAUAUUUAAUGAUAAGCUAGCGCGAUAGAUAAAUUCAAUUUCUUUCGUUUUCCGUGUUGACAUCGUCAACUUUUGAUCUGGAACCAUGAAGACACGUUUCAAUACUUUUGAUAUAAUCUGCGGAGUGGCCGAACUGCAAAAGUUGGUCGGCUGGCGAGUGAAUCAGAUCUAUGACGUGGAUAACAAGACCUAUCUCUUCCGGAUGCAGGGGACCGGAGCGGUGGAGAAGGUAACCCUGCUGCUAGAAUCCGGCACCCGGUUCCAUACCACUCGAUUCGAAUGGCCCAAGAAUAUGGCCCCAUCUGGAUUCAGCAUGAAGCUGAGAAAGCACUUAAAGAACAAGCGCCUGGAGAAGAUCCAGCAACUGGGUGGCGAUCGUAUCGUGGACUUUCAGUUCGGUACCGGCGAUGCCGCCUACCAUGUUAUUUUGGAGCUCUACGAUCGGGGUAAUGUGAUUCUGACCGACUACGAGUUGACCACGUUGUAUAUCCUGCGUCCCCAUACGGAGGGCGAGAAUCUGCGCUUCGCCAUGCGCGAGAAAUACCCCGUGAAACGGGCCAAGCAGGCCACCGAGGAACUGCAGCCGGAGGCCCUGGAGAAACUGCUGGAAAAUGCCAAGAACGGCGAUUAUUUGCGCCAGAUCCUGACGCCCAAUUUAGACUGUGGUCCGGCUGUUAUAGAGCACAUCCUUCUGUCACACGGCUUGGAUAAUCACGUAAUCAAAAGAGAAGAAGCCGAGGACACUCCUGAGGCGGAGGAAAAGCCAGAGAAAGGUGGUAAGAAGCAGCGUAAGAAGCAACAGAGUGCUAAACUGGAACAGAAGCCAUUCGACAUGGUUAAUGACCUGCCAAUUCUUAAACAGGCUGUGAAGUGCGCCCAAGAUCUUAUAAUCGAGGGAAACAGUGGAAAAACCAAAGGAUACAUUAUUCAAGUGAAAGAGGAGAAACCGACGGAGAAUGGAAAAGUGGAAUUUUUCUUUAGAAACAUCGAAUUCCAUCCCUACCUAUUUGUCCAAUUUCAAAACUUUGAAAAGGCCACGUUCGAGUCAUUUAUGGAUGCCGUCGAUGAAUUUUAUUCAACUCAAGAAUCGCAGAAGAUUGACAUGAAAACGCUGCAUCAGGAGCGUGAAGCUCUGAAGAAGCUGUCCAAUGUUAAAAAUGACCACGCAAAGCGUCUGGAGGAGUUGACCAAAGUUCAGGAUGUGGACCGAAAGAAGGCAGAGCUUAUUACGUCCAAUCAAAGCCUGGUGGAUAAUGCAAUUCGGGCAGUUCAGUCGGCUAUCGCUAGUCAAUUGUCCUGGCCGGAUAUUCAUGAGCUGGUGAAGGAGGCCCAGGCGAAUGGCGAUGCUGUAGCUAGUUCCAUAAAGCAGCUAAAGCUGGAAACGAACCAUAUAUCGCUUAUGCUCAGUGACCCUUAUGAUAAUAAUGAAGACGAGGAUCUUAAGACUCCAGAGGUGACAGUUGUGGAUGUGGAUUUAGCACUAUCUGCCUGGGCCAACGCCCGUCGAUACUACGAUAAGAAACGUUCAGCUGCUCAAAAGGAAAAGAAAACGGUAGAUGCUUCCCAAAAAGCGCUUAAAUCUGCUGAGCGCAAGACACAACAAACGCUCAAGGAAGUAAGGACUAUUUCCAACAUCGUAAAGGCCCGUAAAGUAUUCUGGUUUGAAAAGUUUUACUGGUUUAUAAGCUCUGAAAAUUAUUUGGUUAUUGGAGGCAGAGAUGCGCAGCAGAACGAGCUUAUUGUUAAAAGAUAUAUGCGUCCGAAAGACAUUUAUGUGCACGCUGAGAUUCAAGGUGCCUCGAGUGUUAUAAUACAGAAUCCCACAGGAGAGGAUAUACCUCCCAAAACGUUGCUCGAAGCUGGAUCUAUGGCUAUAUCGUACAGUGUGGCUUGGGAUGCCAAGGUGGUAACAAAUUCCUACUGGGUGACAAGUGAUCAGGUCAGCAAAACCGCACCAACUGGAGAGUACUUGGCAACUGGUAGCUUUAUGAUCAGAGGAAAGAAGAACUUCCUGCCAUCCUGCCACUUGACUAUGGGUCUAAGUUUACUUUUCAAGUUGGAAGACAGUUUUAUUGAGCGCCAUUUGGGCGAACGUAAAGUUAGAAGCUUGGAUGAUGAUCAGAUUGAUCAAAAUGUUAAAGAAACUGAAGUUGAGCAUGAUCUUUUGUCCGACGGUGAAGAUACUGAAACAAAUCCCACUACAAAUGUCGAGGAGCAAAGUUCUAAUACUGAGAUUACUGGUUUUCCCAAUACGGAAGUAAAGAUUGAACACGAUACUGGCCGCAUAAUAGUCAGAUCCGACUCCAUAAAUGCAGAGAACGAAGGGACUGAAGAGAUAGAAGAGGUGGUCGAAAAACUUUCAACUAAACCCCUGGAUGAGGAAACGACCAUUAUUUUGGCUGGUCCAAGCCGCAAGAAGCAAGUUAGUGCUAAAAAGACUAAAGAAGACAAAGCACGAGCUGCGAAACAGGAAGCUGCCAAACAGGAAGUUGCCCCUGUAAGCACUGAGCCCAAAAAUCCAUCGCAGGUUAAGAGAGGUCAGAAGGGCAAACUGAAGAAAAUGAAACAAAAAUACAAGGAUCAAGAUGAUGAGGAGCGUGAAAUUCGUAUGAUGAUUCUCAAGUCUUCGGGCAAGGAAAAGCCCCAGGCAGCUGCUGAAAAAGUGGUGGAGAAGAGCGAGGUUAUAAAGCAGUAUGUGAAACCAGAUAAAAGCGCAGCUCCCAAAAACCCAGUGGAAUUGGAGGAUGCUGAUGAAGUGCCCGUCGGCGGUGAUGUGGAUAUACUCAACAGUCUGACUGGGCAGCCACACGAGGGAGAUGAGUUGCUCUUUGCAAUUCCUGUAGUGGCUCCCUAUCAGGCCUUGCAAAACUACAAAUUCAAAGUGAAGCUCACCCCAGGAACUGGUAAAAGAGGAAAGGCUGCGAAACUAGCUCUCAACAUAUUUGCCAAGGAAAAAGGCUGCAAUGCUCGUGAGAAGGAUUUACUGAAAAGUAUAAAGGAGGAGUCCAUGGCAAGAAAUAUUCCAGGAAAGGUCAAGCUAUCAGCCCCACAACUGCAAAAGUAUCACAAAUAAAUAAAUAAAAAUUGUAUACAAAA